Plasmodium inui San Antonio 1 is the source of this 432-nucleotide messenger RNA. RefSeq lists its product as hypothetical. Bases 1 to 432 code for a protein of 143 amino acids. Lineage: Eukaryota; Apicomplexa; Aconoidasida; Haemosporida; Plasmodiidae. The record is from RefSeq and is a predicted model, not a curated record. The transcript has 3 exons.
AUGAUAACUCCUGAGGGCAAGAAGGAGAAGAAUAAGAAGAAUCAGAACAUUAAAACAAAACAACCAGAACUGACUAAGAAGGAUAAAGGUGUCAGAGUCGGCAGAUGCCAUAUGAUCGAUAACCCUUACACCGAGAUUCAGGGGCUAAAUUUCUCUUCUACCGACACUACCGCCGAACAAAUACAACUCCCACCGGACGAUGUCUACAGGACUCUACCAGGAAGAGCCUUAAGUAGCUCCAGAGAAGACAGCCCGUGGGGAACAUCUCAGGAAUUCCCCCAGAGCAGAAGAAAUAAAUUAUUGCUGAACUCAAGAACAUAUCAAGAGUCAGACGGAAGAUAUGGAGAUGAAUACGAGAUGUGCAGGUACCUCACAAGAAGUGGAAGAUGGAACAAGUCAGAGGACAGAAUGAACAGGGACAAGAUCCAAUGA